AUGUGUAAGGACUUAAUUGCUACUUACAACCUUAAGCUUUUAGCCAUUCUUGAAGCUAAGAUUCAUCCUUCUUCUAUUGCCGACAAUUGGUUUUCCUUUACUCAUAUUAAGUGGGACUCUUCUCAAAUUUCCUUCACCCCUUCUUUCACUUCUUCUCAAGUGAUUCACGGUAUUGUUGAAUCUGGUUCUCUUCAUCCUAUUUAUCUUUCUGUUGUGUAUGCUGCUAACGAUCCUGAUGAAAGGAAAGUGCUUUGGGAAGACCUCAUUGGUAUUUCGGACAGUAUUAAUCUUCCUUGGAUGGUUAUGGGAGAUUUCAAUUGUUGUAGAUUUCAUAGUGAAAAAGCUGGUGGGAACAGUUUAUCUACUGAUAGAUUGGGGGAAUUGAAUAAUUUUCUUUUUGAUGCUGGCUUACAAGACCUUGCUUCGGUUGGAUUAAUCUUUACUUGGUUUAACCAAAGGGUGGAGGCCCCAAUUCACAUCAAACUUGACAGAAUGCUGAUAAACUCUUCCUUUUUGGAUUUGUUUCCUUCUGCCUACUAUAAGGUUGACUCACCUUCUGGUUCUGAUCAUUCCCCUUUGAUUCUCUUUGCUUCUCAAAGAAAUAAAUCUUUUCAGAGGAUCAUGUUUAAAGAUUUUUGGACCACUAUGAACAGUUUUUGGGAGGAGGUCCUUUCGACUUUUGCGAGACCAAUCAAUUCUAGUCCCAUUACCUUCCUCUAUGACUGCUUGAGGCUUCUUAAAAAGAUAUUUCGUGGGAAGAACUGGAGUUCUUCCAAUUUCAUUUCUCAUGGGAUUUUGGAGGCUAAAGCCUACUGGCUAUCUCAAGGGGAGGAUGAUCUUGGCUUUCUGUAUGCCAAGAUCAGAUCUACAAAGAACAGAAAUUCUAUCAAUGUGCUUGAGACCCCUUCGGGUAUUCUCACUUCUCAUGAGGAUCUUAAAUCUGCUUUGAUUGGCCACUUCAAAGAGCUUUAUAAUGCACCUAAUCCCCCUUUUGAAAGCUCCUUCAACUUCCCUGUUGGAAAUAUGGUCCCUCAUUACUUGGUACCAAGUCUACUAUUUCCUGUUUCUAGUGAGGAAAUUAAAAAAGAGGUUUUUGGAGGUGUUGCCACCUUGGCUCCGGGUCCGGACGGCUUCUCCUUUGGGUUUUUUCAGAAAUCUUGGCACAUCACUGGUUUUCAUCUUUGCAGAGCUGUUAAGCACUACUUCAUCUCUGGUCAGAUGCCCAGAGGUGCCAAAGCUACAGCCAUUUGCUUGAUCCCUAAGGGAACUCAUUCCAAUACUAUUUUAGAUUAG
Dendrobium catenatum is the source of this 1293-nucleotide messenger RNA. RefSeq lists its product as uncharacterized. The transcript has 3 exons. The coding region runs from base 1 to 1293 and encodes 430 amino acids. Gene Ontology annotation, molecular function: catalytic activity. The record is from RefSeq and is a predicted model, not a curated record. Lineage: Eukaryota; Viridiplantae; Streptophyta; Magnoliopsida; Asparagales; Orchidaceae.